AUGGACACGUACAGGAGCCCCGGCAGCCCCACGUUCCCGGGAACACCCACAGGGGCCCCAGUUCCCCACCCCUCUUCCCAGGCCUCUUCCCCCAAGAAGCACACAGGCUUCGCCUACAAGGGCUUAGCAGGUCACAGCGUGUGCCUGCGUGGGAAGGAGGCUGCAGGCCAGCGUCGGUCCACCGUGAGGCCAAGGGCUCAGCAGGUCCGAGCCAAGGGACAGGGUGUUGGGGGCAAUGCCCUUGCUGUUGAGGAGCCGGCAGCAGAGGAGCGAGCACACGGCGCCGAACGGAAUGGGUUAGGCUACGCCCUCUUCCCGCAGCGCCGCACCUUCCUGGAGGCCUGGCGGGCUUGCCGCGAGCUGGGGGGCGACUUGGCCACGCCACGGACCCACGAGGAGGCGCAGCGUGUGGACAGCCUGGUGGGCGCCGGCCCCGCCGGCCGCCUGCUGUGGAUCGGGCUGCAGCGGCAGCCGCGGCAGUGCCAGCCGCAGCGCCCCCUACGCGGCUUCACGUGGACCACGGGAGACCAGGACACGGCUUUCACCAACUGGGCCUUGCCAGCCACGGGCGGGCCCUGCCCGGCCCAGCGCUGCGCCGCCCUGGAGGCGAGUGGCGAGCAUCGCUGGCUCGAGGGCUCGUGCACGUUGGCCGUCGAUGGCUACCUGUGCCAGUUCGGCUUCGAGGGCGCCUGCCGGGCGUUGCCGGAGGAGGCGGGCCAGGCCGGCCCAGCCGUCUACACCACGCCCUUCAACCUGGUCUCUACCGAGUUCCAGUGGCUGCCUUUCGGCUCCGUGGCCACCGUGCAGUGCCAGGCGGGCAGGGGUGCCUCUCUGCUCUGUGUGAAGCAGCCCAAGGGUGGCGUGGGCUGGUCGCGGGCUGGGCCUGUGUGCCCAGGAACUGGCUGCGGCCCGGACAAUGGGGGCUGCGAACACCAGUGCGUGGAGGAGGUAGAUGGGCGCGUGACCUGCCGCUGCUCCGAGGGCUUCCGGCUGGCAGCGGAUGGGCGCAGCUGCGAGGACCCUUGCGCCCAGGCCCCGUGUGAGCAGCAAUGUGAGCCCGGUGGGCCACAAGGCUACAGCUGCCACUGUCGCCUGGGUUUCCGACCCGCUGAGGACGAGCCACAUCGCUGCGUGGACACCGAUGAGUGCCAGAUCGCCGGAGUGUGCCAGCAGAUGUGCGUCAACUAUGUCGGUGGCUUUGAGUGCUACUGCAGCGAGGGCCACGAGCUUGAAGCCGAUGGGAUCAGCUGCAGCCCUGCGGGGGCCAUGGGUGCCAGGGCUUCCCAGGGCCUUGGGGACGAGUUACUGGAUGACAAGGAGGAUGAGGAGGAUGAAGAUGAGGCCUGGGAGGCCUUUGAUGGUAGCUGGACUGAGAUGCCGGGGAUGCCGUGGAUGGAGCCUACACAGCUGACUGACUUCGGCCUGGUCUACAGACCAAGCUUCCCAGAGGCCCAAGAGCCUCAGAGGCCCUACCCAGGGCCCACCUGGCCACCCCCACUCAGUGCGCCCCGAGUCCCCUACCACUCGGCAGUGCUCUCUGUCACCCGGCCUGUGGUGAUCUCUGCCAUGCGCCCCACACUGCCUUCUGCCCACCAGCCCCCCAUUAUCUCUGCCACACACCCACCCCUGGCUCCUGCCCAUCAGCCCCCCAUGAUCCCUGCCACGCACCAAGCUUCACCCCCUGACCACCAGUUCCCCAGAAUCUCAGCCAACUAUCCAGAUCUUCCCUCUGUUCACCAGCCCCCUGUUAUCUCAGCCACUCGCCCAGCACGGCCCCCUGCCCACCAGCACCCCCUCAUCUCAGCCACUCACCCAGCACAGCCCCCUGCCCACCGGCCCCCCAUUAUCUCAGCCACUCACCCAGCACGGCCACCUGCCCACCAGUCCACCAUAGCCCAAGACACCCAGGUCACUGAUACCCAGACCACCACUCAUUUGCCUCGAAUUCCAGUUAACCAUGCCCCUCUGGUCACCACGCCCAGUGCCCAUCAACCCCCUCAAACCCCAGAUGUUAUGGUGCUCAGAGCCCAGGCCACCCAGCUUCCCAUUACCCCAACUGCCCAGCCCCCUCUGACCAAUGCUUCCCAGUCCCCUGUGCCUGCUGCCACCCAGCCCCCUGCCCUCCCCACUCCCCUGCCCUCUCAGAGCCCCACUAACCAGACCUCACCCAGCAGCCCUACACACCCCCAUUCCAAAGCCCCUCAAGUCCCAAGGGAAGGUGCCCCUGACCCCAGGCUGGCCCCAUGGCUGCCCUCAGCGGCCCCCACAGCAGCCCCAACAGCCCUGGGGGAGGCCAGUCUAGCAGGUCGCAGCCCAAGGGAUGACCGGUGGCUGUUGGUGGCACUGCUGGUGCCAACGUGCAUCUUCUUGGUGGUCCUACUCGCACUGGGCAUUGUGUACUGCACCCGCUGCGGCCCCCAUGCGCCUAACAAGCGUGUCACUGACUGCUAUCGCUGGGUCACCCAUGCUGGGAGCAAGAGCUCAAUGGAACCCGCACCGCCCCGGGGCAGCCUCACAGGGGUGCAGACCUGCAGAACCAGCGUGUGA
Molecule: messenger RNA, 2547 nt
Organism: Trichechus manatus latirostris (Florida manatee)
Lineage: Eukaryota; Metazoa; Chordata; Mammalia; Sirenia; Trichechidae
Gene: CD248
Product: CD248 molecule
Exons: 4
Coding region: 1-2547 (848 amino acids)
Biological process (GO): cell migration
Cellular component (GO): external side of plasma membrane; extracellular matrix
Molecular function (GO): calcium ion binding; extracellular matrix binding; extracellular matrix protein binding
Source: RefSeq, a predicted model, not a curated record